Lingula anatina is the source of this 2075-nucleotide messenger RNA. RefSeq lists its product as uncharacterized. Gene Ontology annotation, molecular function: calcium channel regulator activity; GTP binding; GTPase activity. The record is from RefSeq and is a predicted model, not a curated record. Gene Ontology annotation, cellular component: plasma membrane. NCBI's taxonomy places the organism in Eukaryota, Metazoa, Brachiopoda, Lingulata, Lingulida, Lingulidae.
UUUGUGCAAUGUACGCAACCAUUUCCCGCGCCUCGUGCACAUUUUAAUCGAUUUGUUAAUGUACCGACACACGUAUCUGAACAAUCAGAAUAACUCCUCCAUCUGGUUCCAUAACACGACUAAAACAAGAUCAACAUUGUGAUUUGACUUCUAGACCGCGCCAUUGUUGUUUUCGUCUAGCCAGCGGUGACGUAAGGGACAUUCUAGCCAAUCAGAUGCUCGGAGUUGAAUCUAUCAAAUUCCACAUGGCACGGCGUUCAUUCUGAUGAGUGUCCAGCAAUCUCGAGACAGCGUUCAUUGGGUAGCUGCACAUGUGUAGGAACUUUUGUUUUCCUAUCAUUUUCUAAAAUACAACGCACAGGAAAGAUAUCUAACGCCAAGACCAGACCAUUAGCUUCGCUACUGAUGAACGGGACCGUAGCGGAAUGACAAGCCUAGGUACUCACCACCGUAUAAUCAAUUACUCGCAAACCAAUAACAUAUAACGUGGGUCAAUAGCCAUUUGCUACGUUUGCCUUGUCCGGGGUCUGGGUUAUACACUGAUUCAAUUUACAACCUUAAAAACAUUUCCCGUGGAGUUGCAUAUACAAAAAAAGCUAGCGGGGAGGAGACAUUUGAACAUCUGCCGAGGAGCUUGAAGGGGAUGAAGGAAGACAGUUCUCCAUCCCGGACUAAAAAACCCAAAGCAAUGCCGAGGAAAGCACACGGUGGGCAGAGUCAUAUCAAUGGCGACGCACCGGACGGGGCGUUCGAAGAAGUCGAGGCCAACGCAUCCCUUCGAAGAGGCGGGUCAUUCAAAGCCCCAAGUUUAAAAUACUGUAGCAGUAAAUAUUUUGCCGGGGCGGCAGCUGCUGGUGCUUCAAAUUUUGAAACAACCUCGCCUUCCAGAUCACAUUCCUGCAGACGACCAAGGAGACCACGUGACCUGGAGAUUUCGUCACGUGAGUAUCGUCCCCGGGCACUCAGUAUGCCCUCCAAAGGGAUGCAUGGUCGCCCAAGACACCCUGAACACGCAGACGAUUCAGAAUCUGGAGCAAUCGGACCGGACAAUGUUGAGAAUAACGACGAUGAAUAUUUGAUGAAAGUACGCUCAUUUACUCUUUCGUCAAAGGGACUGAAAAAUCGUGGCGACUCGACGAAGCGGAAGUCCCGCAGUAAUCAAAGCGUGAAGUCCAGUGAAAAUUACGUCAUGACGGAACAGGAAUUUCGUGAACGUGCGUCCAGCGUGACCUCCAUGGGCAGUGGGGCUCACUGUGACAGCAGUUCUGACAUCAGCGGCGACGGGGAGGUGCCGCCUUAUAAAGUCGUCAUGCUUGGAGCACCAAAAGUGGGACGAACCGCGCUGGCGAGACAGUUUCUGACGUCAGAAUACCUAGGGGCGUUUGAUACGAGUAUAGAUGAUGGAAUAGAAAAAUCAGUGUCAGUUUUACUAGAUGGUAAAGAGACGGAAAUGCGGAUUUUAGAGCCUCCUGCAGAGCAGCAAGAGACAGGUCUUCACGGAGACGCUGACGCAGUAAUUAUGGUUUACUCUCUAGCAGACCGGGCCUCGUACCAGUACGCCACAGAUGUGCUCUUCAAGUUAAGGAACGAUUACGUCUCCGACCAGGCUAUCAUACUUAGUGGGGAAUAAAGCCGACAUUGUGCGGGCAAGGACCAUAACCCAAGAAGAGGGGCGGGCCACAGCUAUGGCGUACGACUGCAAAUUCAUUGAAACGUCAGCCUUGCUUAACGACCAAGUCGACGAGUUGCUAGUUGCAACACUGCGGCAGAUAAGGCUCAAAGAGAAAGAAAGAAAGAAGAAGCGGAAAAAGGAACAAGAAGGAUGUGUGACAAAGACGGCGCGAGAAAUUAUAUCUUUGUUUUGGAGGAAGGACAGACAGCUAUCAAAAUCCUGCGACGAUUUGUACGGGAUGUAUUGAUUUAAUUGACCUCUGAACGUUUAUAUAUUUUUCUUUUGUCAUUUUGUAUCAUUUAUUUCAAUUGUAAAGUCAUGGAUUCCUCUGACAUCAAGUUCGAUAUCUUUUGCAAGACGUUCAUCAAUGGAGAAGUCUCCAUUAAAACUAAUGGGUAGCGUU